ACUGCACAGAGUUUCGCAGUACUUCGUGUCUCCCAUGUGACACUAGCACUUACAUGGACGAAACCCACAGGGAGGACUGAGUGUCUGCGCUGUCGGAUCUGUGCUUCAGGGUCUGGUCUGAGAGUGAAGGCUCCGUGCUCCUCCACCGCCAACACUGUGUGCGAGCCUGAAGAGGGACACUUCUGUGUGGGGCCUUUAGAUGACGGCAGCUGUGAGGCCUCUCAGAGACACAAGCCCUGUCAGCCCGGAUACUACAUUAAACAGCCAGGCAGUGCCUCUGCAGACACUGAGUGCUCCCCAUGUCCUCAGGACACUUUCUCAGAUGGGACUGUGUCAGCCUGUCAGCCACACACACAGUGUGAAGAGAAGGACAAAGUCACAGAGAAAGAAGGAACCCCACAGUCUGAUACUGAAUGUGCAGAAAGACCCCAGACACCAAUCACUGAGAUCAGUGUCGGUGUCGUAAUUGGAAUCAUUGUCUUGGUUGCUGCUGUUGCUGUUCCUGUUGUAGUGAUCAAGAUAAAAAAGAAGACAUCCUAUGCAAUUUAAAAUAACAGCUGAUCGCUUUACUUUGAUCGGACUAUAUUAUGUAUAUUUUGGGGCAACAGUGGCUCAGUGGUUAGAGUGUUGGUCUCCCAACCCGAAAGUUGGAGGAUCAAGUCCUGCUCAGACCAAGUUCUGUUGUUGUGUCCUUAGGCAAGACACUUCACCCACAGUAUUGCUUAGUAUGAAAGUGGUGUGUGCGCAAAUGAUAGGUGG
Messenger RNA from Periophthalmus magnuspinnatus, 759 nucleotides. Its product is annotated as tumor necrosis factor receptor superfamily member 5-like. Gene Ontology annotation, molecular function: protein binding. Lineage: Eukaryota; Metazoa; Chordata; Actinopteri; Gobiiformes; Gobiidae. Gene Ontology annotation, biological process: negative regulation of alpha-beta T cell proliferation; defense response to Gram-negative bacterium; defense response to Gram-positive bacterium. The annotation marks the transcript as partial. The record is from RefSeq and is a predicted model, not a curated record. The transcript is spliced from 4 exons. Gene Ontology annotation, cellular component: external side of plasma membrane.